Colletotrichum graminicola M1.001 is the source of this 2541-nucleotide messenger RNA. RefSeq lists its product as uncharacterized. The transcript has 2 exons. NCBI's taxonomy places the organism in Eukaryota, Fungi, Ascomycota, Sordariomycetes, Glomerellales, Glomerellaceae. The coding region runs from base 1 to 2541 and encodes 846 amino acids. The record is from RefSeq and is a predicted model, not a curated record.
AUGCCGGCCCCAUAUUCUGACGAUUUGUAUUCGGCUGACGACUCCGACUAUGAUGAUCACGUUACCGACGACAACGACCUCGAUCAUCACCUCUCACCUACUGACGGCUACUUCCAGAACAGUACAUCGACCUCGUCAGACGGAGGAAUUUACCCUCCGCAACAGGAACACUUUCACAGCCAGGACGACGUAACCGACGCCACCUUUCCCACCUCUGCCGGCGUGCCGCAUGUGCCCAACAUCCUCGUCCAGGACCCGUCGCUGCGUUUGCAACAAGAGGGGUCCUCCACUACCUCCCAGAAAGAUCGCGAAGCAAGGGAAGAGGCAAGGUUAAAUUCACCGCCCGUUGGUAGGACCUCGUCGUCACCCGCCACCCCCACCGACGACCAUCACUAUUACGACGGUUCCUCUACUGCAGCCGAUAGCGAGGCGACGCCGUCACAUACAACGGCGGCGACGACGACUGCGUAUACUUACACCUCCUCCAACGCCGCCCAAAGCUCCUCGUCGUCUUAUACACCAUACGCGCCCUCUGUCGACGCUCCCCUGCGCACGCCCCAGACUCACCCAAGUAGGAGCCUGUACUCACAACCGGCCUCACUGUUCCGUAUCCCCAGAGAGGCACCCCCCGCUUACACGCCGUCGCCCACGUCCCCACUGGCGUCAUCUCCCACACCGUCCAGGAACUACCAGACCUUCAGCAGCAACAUGGGAGCACGCGAGGAAGAGGCCCGCCUGCUGGGUCGCGACCCCGAGAGCAUGGGCGACGACUCAUACGACAGCCACGACCCGAGGCCGUCGCCGUCAUGGAAGGACAGAGUCCUCAAGAAAUUCUCGAGACGGACCGUGAAGACGGCGCUCCUUGUCGCCUUGGUCUUUUUUACCCUGACCGGUUUCCUCAGCAUGCUGGCCACAGCCGUCGUAAGCGUGCCGUCCGAUAAACCCCCCUCAACGGAACCCCCAAAGGAGCUUGACCCCGUCACCGGCCAGCCGAUUAAGGUCGGCCCUUCUGAACCAACCCAGCCCAGUGAGCCGAACAGCCCCGUGCCCUGGAAUCCCUCCAGGACAUGCUUGCAGUCAGAGUAUCGCUUCGACCCCAAGGUCUUUGGCGUCUCUUUCAACCCCGACAAGACCCUGAGCAUCAUCCAAGCCGUCGAGAGUGACGCGCCCUCCCGCGGGUACCGGCCUCAGGUCACCGGCGACCUCGUCGUUCGCCGCCUGCAAGGCAGCGCUCCUGGACCCUCUGUCGAGCUUGAGGUCGUCGCCAAUCACGACGGCCUCGACGUCGGUGUCGACUGGGACUCGGAACUGCAACGGCUCCUGAUUAAGGUCCCUCAGCGCAUCGACUGGACCAGCUCUCUUCGUCCCUGCCUGGCUGUACGCGCUACUCUUUGGGUGCCCGAAAACGCCGAGCUGUCGCAUCUUUAUCUUGGCACGACGCACCUCGGCGUCGAGCUUGCGGACGACCUCUCCGUCACCAUCAAGAACGGCUUUGAGAUUGUCGCUAUAUCCGGCGACGUCCACACCCCCGUGGAGCCUUCUAGCACGUAUCGUCUCGGUUCACGCGACAUUGCCGUCAAGACCAUUUCCGGCGACAUCACGGGUUCGUGGCCGCUCUACGACUCCCUCAAGAUCAGAAGCGAGUCGGGCGAUAUCCACGCGAACGUCAACCCCCAACCAGUCCUCGAGUCCGCGCCGCGCCCCGCUGUCCUCGAGGUCACCAGCAUCUCGGGCACCAUCAGCAUUAAGGAACCCCUAGACCAGGCAGCGAGUAGCACCAAGCCCGACGCCGUCAUCCCGCCCCGCGACUACGUCACCACGCUCGACGCCAAGUCUGGCGGCAUUCGCGCCUGGGUCGCCUUCACCACCCUCGCCUUGGCCGAGAGCAUCAGUGGCGACGUCGCUGUUGAGCUCCUGCCCGUAUUCAACAUCAGCUUGCUGCAGUCCCUCGGGGAGCCCGAGCUACACACCAGCACCAAGAGCGGCAACGUCGCUAUCAAGAUGCUUGAGCCCAUCUGGGUCGAGAUCGCGAGCACCGAGGGCACCCCCGGAGGAGAGAAGCCGAGGGCCAAGCCCGACGAACCCAUCGACAUCCCUACCAACCCCCUGCCCGUGCCCAACAUCCCCAAGAUCCCUCGCGUGCCGAGUGCCCCGUUCAUCCCAGGCAUCGGACAGCCAUUCAGACGCAGCCCCCUAUGGGCCGGUAAAUGGACCGACGCGUGGCCAGUCAGACGCUCCUCAGCGGAUGCCUCGACCCAAACCGAGGAGCGCGACAUCAUGGCCAACGACCAGCCGCCGAUGCGCCUCAAGUCCAGCCACAGCACCAUCAGCGGAACCAUGGAGAUCCACUACCCGGCCUCAUGGGAGGGUUCCGUUAGAGCCGAGAGCAACAGCGGCAAGAUUAACAUCCGCGGCAAGGGCGUCACGAUUGACAGCAGGACGACCUGGCCUAGGGCCGUCCAUGCGCACAAGGGCCAACCCUUGUCCUCCUCCGCCUCGCUCAGCAGUAUCUCUGGUGACCAGACUCUGCUCAUCGGCUAA